GGACUUCAGCCAUGCAGCUGAAGCAGUAUCGAGUUUUGUGUGGGAGUGGAUGUCUGCUUUUUGUUCUUAAAUUGACCUCUGUUCACUGCCCAGUACAUGGAACUCAGCACUGCCAUGCGUUCUGUGCCUUUGUGACAACGCUGUGGCCUUUGAAUGCUGCAUUCAGUUCUACCAAGGAGAGGAAGAUACACCAAACUGGGCUUGGCUUUGUAGGCUGGAUGGUAUUCUUGAUCCUGUUACUUCUGAUGCAGAAAUUACUGCCUGUGCAAAGUCUUCUAAGAUUCAGUCGAUCUGUCCCAGAAGGAUUCAUCGCACCUCUGGAGCUACAGCAGAAACACUUUGGCUUAGUGGAUGAUUAUGGCCUUAGGCCACACCAUCCCAAGUUGCAGAUACGGAAACAACGUAAGGAAUCAGAAACACUGCAAAGAGCACAUAAAAGCAAGAGGGAUGAACCCAAUUUUGAAGAGUAUUAUUACGAUGACGUCCUUUAAAAAGCAACAAGAGAAACAUCCCUUUUUGCAUAGCCUUGCCUUGGCUGAUAGAACAGCCACACACACAGAGCACCUCAUAAUGAAGGCGAUGCUCCCCAUCAUCCUUUGCUGGUUCACACCCAUUCUAGAAACUAUCCAUACAGCUCGGUGCAUCCUAUGCAUCCCUACUAUAAGCACAGUAUUUUAAGCUGAAAUUGGCACUUGGAGAUUCUUAGCUUUCCUUUCAUGCUUUUAAUUCCCAUGAUGCUAAAUAAUAUUUGGAAACUUUUGACUACUGGCUGGA
Molecule: messenger RNA, 774 nt
Organism: Candoia aspera
Lineage: Eukaryota; Metazoa; Chordata; Lepidosauria; Squamata; Candoiidae
Gene: FREY1
Product: Frey regulator of sperm-oocyte fusion 1
Exons: 3
Coding region: 12-491 (159 amino acids)
Biological process (GO): fusion of sperm to egg plasma membrane involved in single fertilization; sperm-egg recognition
Cellular component (GO): endoplasmic reticulum membrane
Source: RefSeq, a predicted model, not a curated record